Xylona heveae TC161 is the source of this 1275-nucleotide messenger RNA. RefSeq lists its product as hypothetical. The record is from RefSeq and is a predicted model, not a curated record. The coding region runs from base 1 to 1275 and encodes 424 amino acids. Lineage: Eukaryota; Fungi; Ascomycota; Xylonomycetes; Xylonales; Xylonaceae. Gene Ontology annotation, molecular function: metal ion binding; ATP binding. The transcript has a single exon.
AUGGCAAAAGGAUUGGCACUCGCCCGCAUCUUCCAUCGAGUCGGACACAAGGUCAUUGGAGCGGACUUUGCCUCAAAUGGCAUAUCGGCCAGUGGCAGAUUUUCAAGGGCUUUGUGUGGAUUCUAUACGUUGACCAAGCCUGUUGACAAGGCCAGCUCAGAACAGUAUGUGCAGGAUCUUAUCGCAGUCACAAGGAAAGAAGGGGUAGAUCUUUGGGUGAGCUGCUCUGGAGUUGCGUCUGCUGUGGACGAUGGGAUUGCAAAAGAAGUGGUAGAGAGGCAUACCAAAUGCAAAGCGAUUCAGCAUGAUGCCGAGACUACACGAAUGCUCCACGAGAAGUACACCUUCAUCGAGGAGACGAGAAGCCUGGGGUUGACUGUUCCAGAAACGCACAUUGUGACUUCUCACGAGAGUGUAAUGGCUAUUCUGCGGGAUGCCGACAAGAAGAGAUAUAUUAUGAAACCAGUCGGAAUGGACGAUGCGAAUCGAGGAGAUAUGACACUUCUUCCUCGCGCUACAGCAGAUGAAACAAGCCGGCAUUUGUCGAAUCUCGCCAUCUCGGAAGAUCAACCAUGGGUGCUGCAGCAGUUUAUUCGCGGAGGAGAGUAUUGCACGCACGCACUAGUCAUCAACGGCCAUGUUGAAGCGUUCGUUGCCUGUCCAUCCGCAGAGCUGCUCAUGCAUUACGAAGCCCUCGAUGCAGGCUCGGCGAUAAGUCAGGCAAUGCUUCGGUUCACUCAAGAGUUUGUUCGGAGAGCAGAAGGAUCCAUGACAGGCCAUCUUUCGUUCGAUUUCUUGGUUCAAUCUAAUGUGACGAAGAAGGGCUCCGAAGAUAUUUUGUAUCCCAUUGAAUGCAAUCCUCGAGCGCAUACUGCUGUUGUGUUGUUUCGGGGCUUAGACACCAAGCUUGCUGAGCGGUACCUGCUCUGUCUUUCUCCAGGCGUCGUUUCAUUGAACGGCCAUGAUAAUACACCUCUGAUUCCACGUCAACCGCUACAAUAUUAUUGGGUUGGCCAUGACUUGGUCAGCUUGAUUUUACAACCUUUAUUUCGCUUUUCGACAGGCACUGCUCGUACGGGCGACACGUUUUAUGGCGUUGCUCUCUUCUUGCAACGGCUGGCCACGUGGAAGGACGGCACGUAUGAAGUUUGGGAUCCAUUACCAUGGUGGUGGUUAUACCACGUGUACUGGCCGGGGCAGUUUCUGAGCGCCAUCCUGCAGCGGCAGAAAUGGAGCCGGAUUAAUGUGAGCACGACCAAAAUGUUUGCUUGCUAG